This is a messenger RNA of Triticum aestivum (bread wheat), 1697 nucleotides long. RefSeq lists its product as uncharacterized. The record is from RefSeq and is a predicted model, not a curated record. NCBI's taxonomy places the organism in Eukaryota, Viridiplantae, Streptophyta, Magnoliopsida, Poales, Poaceae. The transcript is spliced from 5 exons. The coding region runs from base 932 to 1558 and encodes 208 amino acids.
CCACCCCCAAUCUAACAACGUUCUCCAAAGAAGACCAGCUAAAAAACAGGUAAUCUCCCGAUCUAACUACUGCUUCUCAUCCUUCUACGUGGCGCAGAGUACAAAAUUACCAACGAGGUUGGCAACUAGAUCCAUCCUACGUGGAUUGUGUGUCUUCGCAGUUGCCAAGCAGAGUACACUAGAUCUGCCAUGUACUGUGUUAGAGAUAACCGUAAGUUCUCUGUAGAUUGAUGCACGUAGUUAGUAAAUGAAUGGAUGUGUAGGAAUCCAUAAAAAAGUAGAGAAAAUUGGGAAAUUUGGAAUAGUAUAGAGUGUCAAAAAUAAUUGCCACUGGUGUCUAACGUCAGUUGCCACCUAUCAUUGUCGUCAACUGCCACCAUGUCAACUUAUAGCUUGCCAUCCUAUUGUAGUGGCUGAUGCCAUCGAAUCGAACGGUUAGCUAGCACCCAUAUUUUAGAAAAAAGAUAGUUGAUGUACAUGUCCUACUAGCAAUGAUAUGCUGGUUACCUAUGCAUGGAAAUGUGAUAACACUGACGUGUUAACUUCUACAUGCAAGCAGCACAAAGGAUACAUUUUUGUGAAUUGUUGAUGCGUUCUGGUUCAUGCAGUAAUUGAUAGCACGGUGGCAGAAAACGAGAUGCGGGAAAGAAUGAGUCACGGAGAUGACAUUGAUCUUUUCGGUUCUCAAAGGCCAGAAACGCCCCCUUGAGAUGCAUCAGAAUACAGUCAACUCAUUUCUGCAGGGCCGUUGCUGCCACUACUAGAACAGUACGCAGGCAUUGGUUCUUAUGACCAAAACACACUCAGGGGGGCACCAUGGCAAGUUCAGUCGCAGGGCGCUAACACUGACAAAUGUGCGGGCAACCAACUUCAAGUAGCUAAUGUGGCAAGUCAAGAGCCUUUGUGCAGCACGUGGCGGCAGUCGGCACCCAUGUACCUGCCAUCGACGUCGUACACAGGUUAUUACGAUGCUUCUACCCCGACAAGCGUCUCAUGGCAAGCUUCACACAAUGCAGAUGCAGCACAUCAAUUUGGUGUUACGGAACACACAAGAUGGGCACAUAUAGCACAUCAAGGGCCUACGACUAAAGUGAACAGCGGCGCAGGGGCAUCUACUGCGGGAAGCUCUGAGCGCAUGGAAGACGCGGUCCUCCAGCCAGACACAAGCCAUGCCGCAUACAAUACCGAGUCAGAGUCAGAAAUGGCAAUCAUUCCUGCAAUGCCGACAAGCACCCCUUUGAACACAAGCACUAGCAACACUCAAGCAGAUCAAACCGCCACCGAUACUGAAGUGAAUGAUGAAACUGACGAUGAGGCACAAGGGGAUGAAGAUGGUGGGCAAUCAGAGAUCGUGGUACCUCAGCCACUGUACGUUGGGCAGAGAUUUGAAUCAUUCAAAGAAGCAAAGGAAUUCUACCAGACAUAUGCAAAGUCCCAUGGGUUUGCGGUCAACACCGAAUACCAUAGGAAGAUAAAGAAAACAAACGAGUACAACAGAGGUGAGAUGAGGUGCCACAAGGCACGAAGGAACAAGAAGGGGAAAGGUGUUGCGCCUUGAAGGAAAUAUGCCCUAGAGGCAAUAAUAACGUUAUUAUUUAUUUCCUUAUUUCAUGAUAAAUGUUUAUUAUUCAUGCUAGAAUUGUAUUAAGCGAAAACAUGAUACAUGUGUGAAUACAUAGACAAACAUAGUGUCACUA